CACAAUCCUCGCUCUUUGUCUGCUCCACCCCGCGUCGUUGGUGUUGCUGCCAUGCACAGGAAGUUACCCUUCUGCUUUUCAGCGUGUGCGGUUUCUGUCUUUCUGCGUUUCAGAGUGUGUCGCCUUCUGCUCAGACCCCGAGCUCAGAGCUCUUCUCGAGGUCUACUCCCAUCCUUAACAACCUCGCGAUGCGGCCCCUCUCACCGCGAGGCCUCAUCUAGGCCUACACGCUCUUUCGGAGGGAGCGCGGCCCGCUCUGGUAUGCGCUGAUUUCUCAGACGAAGGUGUUUGUGUACAGCUUUCCUCCUGGAUUACUUGUGGAGAUUAGUGAUGGGGAAUGCCGGGGCCUCUGAGCAGGAGCCGCCGCCCGACGGUCCCGAGUCCAGGAGCUCGGUGGGCACGGCGUCCGUCAUGAGCGAGCCCGGCGCCCCGACGCUGCCCAAGAAGCCGCCGGCUCCCCCCAAGUUGCCCUUGCCCUCCGAGGAGGAGCUGGAGGAACGCUUCAACGUGGUGCUGAGCUACAUGAACCUGCCACCGGAUAAACUGCAGCUGUUGAGUCAAUACGACAACGACAAGAAAUGGGAGCUUGUCUGUGACCAGGAGCGCUUCCAGGUGAAAAGCCCCCCGUCCACGUACCUGGCCAAGAUCAGGAGCUUCUACCAGGAUCAGGUGGUGGUGGCUCGCCGGAAGAAAAGAAUCCAAGAUGCCACCAAGGUCCUCAAGGAUUUGGAAAUAUCCCUGCGCACCAACCACAUAGGUUGGGCUCAAGAGUUCCUGAACGAGCAGAAUAAAGGUCUGGAUGUGUUGGUGGAGUAUUUGUCUCAGGCCCAGUGCGACGCCCCGUUUGACGCGGAGAGCAGCGAGAACGGCGGCACCCUGAGCGACAAGGCGAGGCCUGUCAACGAGAGGUCUAUUGAGGACUUGACCAAGACCGGCGGUGGCGGCUCGCAGUCGCAUGGAAUGAGCCGAGCUGCACGAGCGCUCACCGUGAGGAUCAGCUCGACUCUGGGGAACAAGAUGCUUAAGAAGUCUCAUUUGCCAAGUCACAGAGAUGACGUGCACGUGUGCAUCAUGUGCCUGAGGGCCAUCAUGAACUAUCAGUCGGGUUUCAACCUGGUGAUGAUGCACCCGCGCUGCGUAAACGAGAUCACGCUCAGUCUGAACAGCAGGAAUCACAGGACCAAGGCCCUGGUGCUGGAGCUGUUGGCCGCCGUUUGUCUGGUCAGAGGAGGACAUGACAUCAUCUUGUCAGCCUUUGACAACUUUAGAGAGGUGAGCAAAGAGAGGAACCGCUUUGAGAAGCUGAUGGGGUAUUUCAUCAACGACGACUGCAACAUUGACUUCAUGGUGGCCUGCAUGCAGUUCAUCAACAUUGUGGUCCAUUCCGUGGAGAACAUGAACUUCCGCGUGCACCUGCAGUACGAAUUCACUAACUUGGGCUUGGACAAGUAUCUGGAAAGUCUGAGGCAAACGGAGAGCGAGAAGCUGCAGGUGCAGAUCCAGGCCUAUCUGGACAACGUGCUGGACGUCGGCGUCCUGCUGGAGGACGCCGAGAGCCGAGGCGGAGUUCUGGAGCAUGUGGACAAGCUGCAGGACCACAACGUUAAGCUCAAUGCUCAGCUCCAGGAGAUGGAGUCUCAGAACGUGGAAAAGAUUUCCGAUCUCGAGACUCAACUCAUGCAGGCCACCAAAGAGACCGAGUUGCUUAAGGAAAGCCUGAGAGACUCAUGUUCUCAGGUGAGCACCUUGCAGCAGAGGGAGCGGGAGAAGGAGCUGGACAGGGAGCGGGAGAAGGAGAGGGAGCGUCUGAGCACGAUGAAUCCUCAGGCACCUUCUGAGCUGGAGCAGAAGAUCCAGGAGCUGCAGGAGAAGGGUCUGAUCUGCUUGGCCAGGACCCCAUCGGGAGCUUUGGACAUCAAGGUUGUGCCCAUCACCGUGACUGAUUACAUCUCGGUACCAGCGCCCCAGCCUGCCCCGAUUUACACCUCCUCAGCUACAAUCUGUCCUUCGGCACCUCCUCCUCCUCCUCCUCCUCCUCCUCCUCCACCGCCGCCUUCUUCUGCUCCCGGCAGAGAGCCACCACCUCCUUCACCUGACAACGGAGGACGGCUGCUACCGCCUCCUCCUCCUCUGCCUGUCGCUGGAAGAGGGCCACCACCACCACCACCUCCACCUCCUCCACUUGCUGCCGGAGGAGGGCCGCCGCCUCCGCCGCCUCCUCCUCCUCCACCUGCCACAGGAGAAGGGCCACCACCUCCUCCACCUGGUGCUUAUUCCCCAUCCCCUCCGGGAGAACCCAACAUUCUGUCUGGGUUGAAGAGUAAGAAACCAAUCCAGACUAAGUUUAGGAUGCCGUUGUUAAACUGGCAGCCUCUAAAACCGAAUCAGGUUACGGGAACUGUGUUCCAUGAGCUGGACGAUGAGCAAGUCUUGGAGGAGCUGAACAUGGAGAUGUUUGAGGAGCAGUUCAAGACCAAGGCACAGGGUAACCCUGCAGAUCUCACCAAGGGGAAAAAGAAGUUAGGGCACAAGGCUUCCAGCAAGACAUCUUUAAUUGACCCCAACAAGGCCAAGAAUUUGGCCAUCACGUUGCGAAAAGGGGGGAUGAGUCCUUCGCAGAUCUGCACUGCCAUCGAGACGUAUGACCAGCAGUCUUUGUCUAUCGACUUCCUGGAGCUGCUGGUGCACUUUAUACCCUCGGACUUUGAGAUGAAGCUGCUGAUCAACUACGAGAAGGACGGACGACCCCUCGAGGACCUGACGGACGAAGACCGCUUUAUUUUGCGCUUCGGCAAGAUCCCUCGCCUGAGCCAGCGGAUUAACACGCUCACCUUCAUGGGGAACUUCCCAGAGAGCGUCAGGCGGCUGCAGCCGCAACUCAACUCCAUCAUUGCAGCGUCCAUGUCAAUCAAGUCUUCAGACAAACUAAAGAAGAUCUUAGAGAUCGUUUUAGCGUUUGGCAACUACAUGAACAGCAGCAAAAGGGGGGCAGCUUAUGGCUUUAGACUGCAGAGUCUGGACCUUCUACUUGAAACAAAGUCCACAGACCGCACGCAGACACUGCUCCACUUCAUUGCCAACAUUGUCCAUGAGAAGUAUCCUGACUUGGCCAACUUCUACACUGAGCUCCACUUUGUGGACAAGGCAGCCCUUGUGUCCUUGGACAGCAUCCUCCAGGACAUCCGCUUCCUGGAGCGAGGGAUGGAGAUGACCAAGAAGGAGUUCCUGGUACAAGAUGACAGCCCGGUCUUGAAGGAGUUCAUCAAGAGCAACAGCGAGCAGUUGGAGUCUCUGAUCAAAGACAGCAAGACUGCACAGGAGGCCUUCUGCUUGGUGGUGGAGUAUUUUGGCGAAAAUCCCAAAACCACGCAGCCGGCCAUGUUCUUCCCGCUCUUUGCACGAUUUAUCAAAGCCUACAAGAAAGCCGAGCAAGAUAAUCAACUGAAGAGGAAAAUGGAGCUCGAGAUGAGCGAAGGGAAAGACAGUUUGCCAUCAAAGGCUGGAGGCCAUAAGGGUCCCCUGAUGCCCAAGAUGGACUUCAUUGCCGAGCUGAAAAGAAAGCAGGUGCAGCCUCAAGUGCGUGAAGGCAAGGAUGGUGCUUUGGAAGACAUCAUCACAGAUCUGAGGAACAUGCCGUACCGCCGCGCAGACGGUCGCCGGCAAGCUCAGCGCCCCGACACCUAAAAGAAACAACAACCUCAAGGCUGAACGCGGAUUGACAUACACACAAGAGGUUAACAUUAAAAUCUCCUGCCAGUCAAACAACAUGAUCGUUUGUUGACCUUUUAGCAGGAAGUUGCAUUGUAAAUAAAUACAUAUAUUCAAGAUGUAUUUGAAGAAACGAAGUUCUGAAAAGGAAUUGCCAUACAUUUACAGAUGUAUGCCUGCAUUGUUCUUUAUGAAAUAAAACAAAUAUAUAUACUUUUUUAAAAUUUUAAAA
Phycodurus eques (leafy seadragon) is the source of this 3940-nucleotide messenger RNA. RefSeq names its product formin-like 1a (gene fmnl1a). The transcript has 25 exons. Gene Ontology annotation, biological process: cell migration; regulation of cell shape; cortical actin cytoskeleton organization. The coding region runs from base 331 to 3684 and encodes 1117 amino acids. Gene Ontology annotation, molecular function: small GTPase binding; actin filament binding. NCBI's taxonomy places the organism in Eukaryota, Metazoa, Chordata, Actinopteri, Syngnathiformes, Syngnathidae. The record is from RefSeq and is a predicted model, not a curated record. Gene Ontology annotation, cellular component: cytosol.